This is a messenger RNA of Protopolystoma xenopodis, 840 nucleotides long. The record is from the annotation of a GenBank genome assembly. Lineage: Eukaryota; Metazoa; Platyhelminthes; Monogenea; Polystomatidea; Polystomatidae.
AUGGUAAAAAAGGCUUGCAGGACUUCUGAACAUUAUGUACAAAAGGUUUCUAUUUGUAAAGCCUAUUUGUAUGAAUCUCGCCCUGCAUUCCUGCAAUUUCUGAUAGGCCAAAGGUAUAGACUGAAGCUAACCGUGCCAACAGCUCAACGAGGCUAUCUGGCCAUCAGUGAGCCCGAUCCCACGAUCUGUAUCGGCUGGCAGAAACCAGAGUCUUCGGUGCCUUGUCUGCCAGCCGCCACCAAGCACCAUCCGCCCAUCCCCUGCUCCAGCCGACUGGCCGACUGUAUAGGCCAGGCGGCCAGAUGCACCUGGCACCAAGAAUUGAUGGCGACGAUGCCGACUAUUCCGCUAACACAAUUGUCCCGGUAUUAUGCAUCCCUUCCGCAGCGCAUUGAGUUGGCUUGCUCAUAUCUGCCUGUCUGGUUUGAGUCAACCAAAGGAGGCCGAAAUGGGGACCGGGCCCGCCUUCUCAACGCUCGGAUUGCCAAUUUCUCGGCCAAACUGUAUCUCUUGAACACAACACGCCAGCGCUUGAAGUGUCUGGACUCCCCAAAACGUGUGCAAGAGACGGACAUGACCCGACUGAACGGCAGCCAUAUAUGCCGUCUGGUGUUGGCAGAAGCAGUUGAUAUUGUGAUUUCAGAUCUCGUCUCUUGUAGUAUACAACCUCCGGGUCUUGCGAUGUCAGAAGGGGAUUCGUACAACGCCAAACUGUUUAUGGUGCUGAAGCCACCGAUAGGUGAAUACACGGCGACAUGCCGUAGCCAGAAAAUGGAAGAGCUGGUGGUCUUUCAGUAUUUGCGUAAGUCGAUCUGCUGCCUGCAAAAAUAUUUUUCCUAG